GUUUAAAGCUAGGUCAUGAAUCGGGCCGAACUGCUUUGCUCCUUUCUUCCCUGAACCCUAAAACCUGCGAUAAUCCCCUCAGUCUCCAGUCAGUUUUCCUUCUUUCUUUGCCUGUCAUUUUCUUUAAGAGACAUUUUUUGUUCUUUGGAAAAAGUAAUGGCCGCUAGAAAGAAAAACCUGCAGCUGCUGCUUUCUCUUAUACAAAAACGAUGUCUCCAAACAUCAUCUGCUGAUGCUCUACUUCCACCCACCAGGACCACCACCAACAUCAAUGCUUCAUCUUCAUCAUCAUUUGAUGUUCAUUUCCUCAUGAAUUCAUGUGGGCUUUCCUCAAAAUCUGCCCUUUCAGUUUCCCACAAGCUCCAACUCCACCAAAAUAAGCUCCAAAAACCACAAUCUGUGCUCCUCUUCUUGAAAUCUCACGGAUUUGACGAUUCCCAAAUCGCCCAAUUAAUUGAAAAGCGACCCAAAAUCCUCCAUAGCGGAAUAGACGACACUUUGAAGCCCAAAUUCGACUUCUUCGUUAAAAAUGGCUUCACGGGUAAGCUUCUGCCUCAGCUUAUCGCCUCCGAUCCGAAUAUUUUGUCAGCGGCUGUAGAUUCUCAUCUUAAACCAUGUUUUGAGCUUCUCAAGUUAUUUCUGGGCAGUCCUGACAGAAUUGUAGUUGCCUUAAAGCGUGCGCCUUUUUUAAUGUCUUUUAGUUUCAAGGGUGCUGUUCAGCCAAAUAUUGAGUUGUUGAUAAAAGAGGGAAUGCAUGUUGAUAGGGUUGCAAAACUUCUAAGUUUGCAUGCAAGAGUGAUACUGGUUAAGCAUGAUAGGAUGGUUUAUGCAGUGAAUGCUUUGAAGAAUUUGGGUGUUGAACCCAAGACUCCUGUGUUUCUACAUGCUGCUAAGGUAAUGUUAUCCAUGAGUAAGUCGAAUUGGAGGAAGAAAAUUGAGGUUAUGAAGAGCCUUGGAUGGAGUGAAGAGGAGAUUAUUGUGGCUUUUAAACGAUACCCUUAUCUAUUAGCAUGCUCAGAGGAGAAAAUCAGAAAAUCGUUGGAUUUCUUUGUGAAUACUUUAAAGUUAGAACCACAGGCUAUAAUUACAUGUCCCGAGUAUUUGUCAUAUUCGGUUGAUAGAAGGCUUCGUCCCAGGCAUGAUGUUUUGAAGGUUUUGGUGUCAAAGAAGCUGGUUAAAGAAGAUGAGAAGAUUGUGCGGGCAGUAACCCGCAUUAGUGAUAGAGAUUUCCUGGAAAAGUAUGUUACUAAAUAUGCAGACAAGGUGACAGGUUUAUUGGAAAUAUAUGGUGGUAUCAGCAAGGCAAAAAAGAUGGAAUCUUGAUGGCAGACUAAGUUUACUUCUGCAAUGCAUUGUAAUAAUAUGUACCGGUUGUCUAAAUUGAUUUUCCUUUGCUCCUGAAUUAAGAGGUUAAAUUAUGUUGUCUCCCAUGCUCUGUUUCAUUGAAUUGGAAGGAUGUGGUGGGUGUUGCAGUUUCAUUGGAUUCUCUAUGACUCUUACGCCACUUCCCAUAUCUGCAUUUCUAUCCAUAUCUUAAGGCGGUUGAGAAGCUACGUAGUCUGUUUUUUGGCUUGAGGAAUUCCAGAGAUGCUGAGGACAGAAACUCGUUGCCUAGAAUUCAGUGCCUUCUACCUACAGCAUAAUUUUGAGCUCAUUGCAAACUUCUACUUAUGUAAAGAAAGGAAUUUAAGAAUGGCACUCAGCCUAACUAUCCCGUACCUGAAAGAAAUGCAGCAACCAUGGCGCAACAGCUGCUGUUGAGGAAGAUCUUGUUAGGGACAUCAUUCAUUCUGUUCGGCUUGGACUACUUGGGAGUUGGAAUUCGCAGAAGAUCUCAUGAUAGAAUUUUCAGCUAGCAAAAAGCAAUUUAGUUGUACACAUUGUUUAUGUGAAGCUCUCAAUUUUUAGUACUAUCACUACAACCA
Molecule: messenger RNA, 1925 nt
Organism: Populus nigra (black poplar)
Lineage: Eukaryota; Viridiplantae; Streptophyta; Magnoliopsida; Malpighiales; Salicaceae
Product: transcription termination factor MTERF8, chloroplastic-like
Exons: 2
Coding region: 157-1323 (388 amino acids)
Biological process (GO): regulation of DNA-templated transcription; chloroplast organization
Cellular component (GO): chloroplast
Molecular function (GO): double-stranded DNA binding
Source: RefSeq, a predicted model, not a curated record